This is a messenger RNA of Ictalurus furcatus (blue catfish), 3319 nucleotides long. It is a transcript of the gene acp2, whose product is annotated as acid phosphatase 2, lysosomal. The record is from RefSeq and is a predicted model, not a curated record. Gene Ontology annotation, molecular function: acid phosphatase activity. Bases 319 to 1569 code for a protein of 416 amino acids. Lineage: Eukaryota; Metazoa; Chordata; Actinopteri; Siluriformes; Ictaluridae. Gene Ontology annotation, biological process: dephosphorylation; lysosome organization. Gene Ontology annotation, cellular component: lysosome. The transcript has 11 exons.
UCCUGCAGUCAGAUCAAGAGUCAAAUGUGUUUGAUAUUUAGGAUUUGGGCUCGGGGAGGCUCCGACUCGAUCCAACGCAGUGAAAUAAUCGAAAUGACACCACACAAUUGAGGAUUUUUUGGACAAAAAUCGGUAGUGAUAAGCCUCGAAUCAGGACACGCCCCCCGAUCGUCGGGGAGGGUGCAAAUCGGGAUUAAAAUCUUCAAGUGUCUAAACAACAUCAUUUAUCACUGGUCGUAUAUCUUUUUUUGUCACGUCUUCUGUAAGCUUUCAGGAAGCCGCUUAUAUCGCAUGUAAACUGCGCCAGGGAUUACAAACAUGGAAUCGUGUGUUUUCAUCAUCUUGUCGUUGUUUGUCUUUUAUUCGGCUGGUGAAUGGAAGCUUCGAUUUGUCACAGUGUUAUAUCGCCAUGGAGACCGUUCUCCAGUCAAAGCCUAUCCAACAGACCCGUACCAAGAGAGUGCAUGGCCACAAGGUUUUGGACAGCUUUCUCAGGAAGGUAUGCGGCAGCACUUGGAGCUGGGCCAGUUUCUGAGAAAACGCUAUACUGGUUUCCUGGGUGAAGACUAUAAUCGCUUUGAGAUUGCUGUACGAAGCACAGAUUAUGAUCGCACUCUGAUGAGUGCUGCCUCAAAUCUUGCUGGUCUUUACCCACCCAAAGGCUCACAGGUUUUUCAUCCUGGUUUGGACUGGCAGCCUAUACCAAUACACACAGUCUCCCAGGACGAGGAGAAGCUGCUGUCAUUUCCUAUAGAAAACUGCCCACGCUACCAAUUGCUCAUGAAGGAGACAGAAAGAACAGAGAUCGUCCUCAAUAUCACCAAGACUUACAAAGAUUUCCUGGAGAUGGUGCGGAAUAAAGCUGGGCUGAAGUCAACUUCCAUUGAGACGAUUUGGAGUGUCUACGACACACUUUUCUGUGAGCAGAAGCAUGGCCUGCCCCCUCCAGCCUGGGUGACUCCAGAUGUGAUGGAUACACUGAAGCUGCUGAAGAACUUUGGCUUCCAGCUCUUGUUUGGCAUCUAUAAAAGAGAGGAGAAGUGUCGGCUACAGGGAGGUCUCUUGCUGGAUCAGAUUAUUAAGAACCUGUCGGAUGCUGCCACUUUAAACUCAAAUCAGCAGCUGAAGAUGAUCAUGUAUUCUGCACAUGACACGACCAUUGUAGCUCUUCAGGAGGCGCUUAAUGUGUAUAAUGGAUUACAGCCACCAUAUGCUUCCUGCCAAAUAUUUGAACUGCAUCAGAAUCAAAAUGGAUCAUUCUCUGUGGCAAUGUUUUACCGCAAUGACAGCUCUGUGGCUGAGCCGUACUCUUUAACUUUACCUGGCUGUGCCCAGCCCUGCCCCCUGCAGGACUUCAUUGGACUCACACAGUCAGUCAUUCCGACAGAUUGGCAAAAGGAUUGCCAGAUCAGCUCAUCUGCAAAUGACAAAGAUGUGAUUGUUGGGCUGGUUGUCUGUGGCUUCGUUCUUCUGGUCCUCGUUGUAGUGUUGUUUGUUGUGUUGUGCCGUCAAAGCGAGCCGGUCUUUGGUUACAGCCACAUUAUCAAUCAGAGGGAUGAUCACUCCUGACAUUCAUACCAGCUCCUCUGCAAUGCAGAGUCAUCGGAUAAUGAGAGCCUAUAAAAGACCAGUCACACACACAACAGCAGGUACUAUCAACUAUACACCCAACUGGGCUGUUAGGGAUCCUGUUUAGUCCUGACAUUUUAUUUUGAUAUGAAAAGUGUGAUCUUUCUUUUAUAUUGCUUUUUUUUUUUUUUUUGAAGAAAGGACACUCUUCCACCCCAAUUUUCUCCCUAAUUUAAUCUUGGCCAGUUCCCACCCUCUAGCCAGCUCUCCCCUAUCACACAACAGCUACCAACCAGGGAGGGUGAAGGCUAUCACAUGCUUCCUCCAAGGCUUGUGAAGCCAACUGACUAUGUAUUUUCAAACUGAUGCUCCUGCAAUGUCAGAGGUGGCGUGACACACUCGGAGGAAAAUGCGGUCCUCCCACUUCUGCACACAUGAGCUCAUAGAUGCCCACGAUUGGGUAGUGUCACUGUGAUUCAUGUCAGAGAGAGAUUAUGCCACCCCUCCCUUCCUGAGAGCACAGCCAAUUCCCAGCUCCCGGGCAAUAGAGAGCAUUACUUGAGUCUAUCGUUUGUUUCCAUGUCUCAAAAGAAGAACUGAAAUGUGUGACUUUAUUUUUCUCAAUUGUUUAAUUUUUAUAUUGGAAUGAUUGUGUGAUCUAAAAUAAUUACCAAAUGUAUGCCAUUUUGUGUCUGUUGUAUAGAUUUUCUAUUCCUGCCUCAGCAUAUGCUUAUGUUGGGUGAAAACACUUUUAUGGUUUAUAUACCAUAAAGUGGCUGGACACUUUAUUAGGAACACCUGUACACCAGCCUUUCAUGCAAUUAUCCAAUCAGACAAUCAUGUGGUAACAGCACAAUGUAUAAAAUCAUGCAGAUAUGACAAGAGUUUGGGUUAAUGAUCAUUAGAAUGUGGAAAAAUAUGAUGUCUGUGAGUGUGGCAUGGUUGUUGGUGCUAGUUUUGUUUGAGUAUUUUAGAAACUGUUGAUUUCUUGGGAUUUUCACACACAGCAGUCUCUCUAGCGUACACAGAAUGGUGCAGAAAACAAAAAACGUCCAGUAAGCAGCAGUUCUGCUGGUGGAAACACCUUGUUGAGGAGAGAGGUUAGAGGAGAAUGACCAGACUGGUUUGAGCUGACCCAAUGGUACCCACUCUUUACAAGUGUGGUGAGCAGAAAGCCACAAUGGGUUGUACCCCUAUCGGCCAUGAACAUGAGUCCGAGACUACAAUGGGCACAAAAGCACCAGAGCAGGAUCAUCGUUGCUUGAAUGUCCAAUGAAACAUUUUGCUCUUGGGUUUAAACCCUCAACUUUUCUUGCUGUAUUGCAGUAAAGUGGCUGCAAGAAAACUUUUUAUGUUUUUAAAGAGUACUUCAAGACUGGCCAGAUUAAACUACUAUAUGACUGUUAUCCAUCCUCUCUAGUCAUAAAUGUUGUAUAGUGAUGGCAGCUAUGCAAGUCAGAUGUUCUACUCUUUAACCAAAUUUAAUCAGGAAAAGCCAAAAAGUCUGACAGUGUACCAGCAUGUGAGUUUACUAACAGAAGGUUGUUAGAGGUAAAUUUGUUUCUAGAUUAAUUAACAUACUUGUUCAGAACUUGAACCCCUUUGAUUUUCAUGGCCUUGUUUUAAAUGUUUUAAAUGCCACUUUGUCAUUGCAAAUUAAUCCAGGUAUAUAAAAAGUUGAAAUCAAAGACUUGAGCCUUUAAUUAAUUCCUACUGCUUUUUAUGGUCAAAUUUAAUCUGGUACGAACAU